This is a messenger RNA of Bactrocera dorsalis (oriental fruit fly), 7724 nucleotides long. Its product is annotated as serine-rich adhesin for platelets. The record is from RefSeq and is a predicted model, not a curated record. Gene Ontology annotation, cellular component: membrane. NCBI's taxonomy places the organism in Eukaryota, Metazoa, Arthropoda, Insecta, Diptera, Tephritidae.
GUGUUAUAUCAUGAAAUCGUAUCACAUGCACGAGUGGUAAGCGCCUGCAUUCGCUCGGCAACAGAGGAGCAUCAAGGGCAGGUGCUACUGCAACAACAGCAAGAGGAAGAACAACAGCUGCAAUCGAUUGACAGCGGCAGCACAACAAUCGCAGAGCAAACAAAUUCAUCACUCACAUCCAACGAAGAGACAACUUUGCCAAUAGCAACAGUCAAUGAGCAGAGCAAACACGAAGUGAGCGGUGCUACGAGUAGUAGCUGCAUUGAAACUGCUGAAAAGUCCUCGUUCUCGCCUGAGUCGUCGUUGGUUCGAUCGAAUUCGGCAUCACCGGAAAGAGCAGCAGAUACUGAGAUUACUGAAGAUAGUUUGGAACGUUUGCAGAACCGUUAUCAUUUAUUAUAUUUGAAGGCCUUCGAGGUACAGCUUUGGUUGGACGGAUUGUUGCGCAAGAAAAGUUCAAAUACGAGCAUUUGUAACGCCGCCGGUUACAUUGAUGACAACGACAAUUGCCAUUCGUCCGACUGUGAAGAAGACGAGACAGCUGCAACAGAGGACGACCUAAAUAUACUCGGUUCGGGGAUCGAAAGCGAUCUCACACAUAAUUCUUCCUCAUUUGGGGAGCUACGGGAUUGCAUUGAUUUGGUUGAAGAGGGAAAUCACGGCGCCGAAAAGGGUGACUGCGAAGACGGUGACGACGAAGGAGAAGACGAGGACGACGACGAAGUUUCGUUUGGCCGUUCCCGCUUUGGCAAGCCGCCACGAGGCUAUAGCACAGUAUUGGUUACAUUUGAGAAACGCAGCAGCCUUGGUGGUCCAACACGACCAACAACGCUCACUGAUUUCGAGGCUGACUCUGAGAGCAGCGACUGGGAGACAACCGCGCAACAGGUGGUCACUCAGAAGUCAGACCCAAGUCAAUUGCAAUUAUUCAACGAAGAAAUUCCAACCAAUUCAAAUCAAAUCGUCACACCGCUAAACGAAGACGCAGGCAGUAAGAUCGCUCAAUUACCAUUUGAUAUUCACACCUCGUCCAGUGCAACAUUCGACACUUACCUGCAGCAAGAUGACAUCGACGGUUUGAUUGCCACUAAACAGCAUGAAAGCGCGUCAGUCCGCGCAUCGCCAAUUUCGAUGAAAACGAAAACGAAUAUGCUUAACGCAGAUUAUGAAAAUCGCAAACUAGUCUCAAUGAGCGCGUCAUCAGUGGCCGCCACAAUCACCACCACCACCACUGCCAAUGAAACUAAUGCCAACUCUGCGGGCACGCAGCCUUCGCAGAAACUUCAAACACUACACAAUAACACACCGAUCGGUCUGCCGAUCAAACAAAAGAGCAUCGCAAUCAUAUCACCGAAUAGUCACAACAAUAAAUCGCCGACCGUCUUGCGCAAGCGACACUCACAGCACCACACCGACAUCUCAAAGUUUAAUCGAUCGAAUCGUAAAUCGAAGAAUUGCGCCGUUUUCUACUUCAAACAUCUGGAUACGGACAACGAAACCAACUGCAGCAGCGUGGGCGACGCCGCUGAUUUUAACACCACAGCAGAUGGUUUAUCCUCGUCUAAUUCACAAACAAGCGAACAUCAUUUGUUGAAAUCGGCUGACGCGUCAUCUGAUGACGACGGCGGCUGGCUGUACUCGUCUGUCUUGCCGCCACAAAGCGAAGAAGGCGCUGGCGCAUGCGAUGGUGUAGAAAUCGACGAAAAAGGUAACAUCUGCAUCACAACCAUUGUCAUUGAUGGCAUGCAGUCGUCCGCCGUGACAUCCAGCUCAGCAUUAACUACAACACCAACAGCGAUCCGCGUCAUUAAUGACGACUCAGAUAAAGAGAACAAAGAAGCCCGCGCUGCCACACUGUCCACUGCCGCACUAACCACCUUGCCGGUGACGAAUGCUUGCGCACAAUCUUGCGACAUAAGCUCGCUGCCGUCCUCACAAAUUUGCACACAAAUCGCACACGCCGAAAUACAAUUGACCCCAGUAUCCACAACUUCGACAGCGGAAACGGCACUGUCUGCAGGUCGAUUUAAAGUGAAAAACUUCGCUGCCAGUGGUAGCAGCAGCAGCUACAGCACCAGAAGUAGUAGCUGUUCGUCGAACGAUCUGCUCACCGAGACGACAUCGGCCACUAAUACAACGCAAAUCACUCAAAUGCAUUUCCAGUGCGUGCAUCGCACCGAAAUGGAAUUGCAAAUCGACGCCAACGGUAAUAAACCCUGGCAUGUGACCGCCGAUGGUGCGAGCAGCGCUGUGACCACCAAUAAUUCCCAUAAAAAUAAUAAUAACGGUGAUGUUGAUAACUGCAAUGCAAGCAAUAACAACAAUGCCACUAAGAGGGACGACAAUGGAAAUCAUAACGCUAAUAAUAAUCAGAGUGUUGUAUUGCACCAACCGCAGAUGCCCCAACAAGCACUUACUUCAAGUGGAAAUAAUCAAAAGAGUGAAAUGUCUUAUUCCGUACACUGGCACCCUAAAACUGUCAUGGAUCCAACCAAUAAAACUGCAAUGCAACGUCAGCAAAUGCAGAAAAUAGAAAGUAAGACAGUUCUUUUACCUCCGCGCUCCCCAUUUAAACCGGAAAAAUCACUGCCGUCAACAGCACGAAGCGACAACUUCAGCCCAACUAAUGUGACAAAGAGUAAACUCUCGCAUGAAUCAAUCAAACAGCUGGUACUUGAAGCAGAACAUUUAGUACGUGAUGUCGAAGCACUAAAGACGCCUAAUAAACAGAAGCAAAAGCAUUCCGUCAUCAAAUUGUCGUCAACGGUGAAGAAACGAGAGAUCGCCAUGCCGGGUCCAAUCAAGCAACGUGUACAAGAAUGGCUGGAGCAUCAGCCAACAUCAUCAACUACCGUCCAGAGUCAUAGAAAUCCCAACGAGGAAUUGCAAAGUGGUGUAAAGUCCAAAGCGGGCGAUGACUGUGAAGCGUCGGGUGAAGCUUCGGAAACAGAUUCGGUUCCCCACCCUGGUUCCGAUACUUCAGAAGGGCUAACAGAAUCAAUAGCUACGUGCAUGCAGACAAGCACAAAUUCCUUCGGUGGCAACUCUACCGAAUGCUUUGCAAGUUCUGCAGAGCCCAUUGCCAGUUCAGCGACAGUACUCGGUUACGGCAGUAGCAACCAGAGCUUAAAUGUAAAAAUCGUCAAACGCUCUCAGUCACGACGUAAAUCAGAACGACCAUGGUCGGUAUCAUGCUUGUCGCAACUUACUACUGAAACAGUCCCAACAGAGACGAUUGCUCCGGUUGUGGGAAAUGCACAAACUGGACUUGCCACCCACUCCAUCAGCGAGUCAGCACUGGACUCUCUGUCGCCUGGUCGGCAACGUGUCUCUUCCUCGUCAACAAUAAAUGUCAACCAAGUGAAAGCGAGCAAUAGCAAGGGAUCUUUGAAACGUCGUAAAACUCGUAAGAAGAAAAUGUCAACCUCUGGCAAUUUGGGCGUUGUCGCGACGAACACGCACUCGGUGCUUAAGAAAAGCCCAGAUUCUGGCUCAGAGGACACCGCCGAGAUGCCCCGACUCACACAAACGCUGCUUAUGAAGUCUUGUGAGUCCAUGUCUACGCAACAAAUACGCGAAAUAACAAGCGCGUUAUUGUGCCUACAACGCGGUAAUGGCGCAAAUCUCAAUGAAGGUGCAUCUGGUAGCAAUAAGAGUGCCACACAAUACACCUUGGAAGAGUCCAAACAGCACGCUAUACCGCAAUCACAGAAAGAUAUGGGCGAGGGAGUUCCGUUGAUGAAACCCAAUUUUCGAGUGGGCUCCUACACCACGGCAUAUAUGCGCAACGAGAAGCGUUUGGGUUCGUUAGCCGCUUUAGCCACUUAUAUGAAUGAUGACGAAGAGGAGCAGCAGGGAGAAUACACCACUGGCACUGAAGAUCACCAUAGCAGUUUUUCAGAGACAGCUUGGGAUAAUUAUCAAGAAAAAUAUAACUCCGAAAAUUAUUCCGAAGGUUUCGAUUCGGAUGCAGCCAGGAAACUUAUGGAAUUCGGAGAUGACUACAGAAAUUUCAUCGAUUCGCAGUCAGAUUGCUGUUCGUCGCUGUCUGCUGCCAACAAUUUGGAUUCGUUGUCGCCACCACGUAUGGACUCGUUGCAACAAGCAGACACGAAAGCGAUCACGCAAGAUACAAUUGCUAACAGUGUGGACCACGCCAGACGUCGCCGUGCACUUGACUUGGAAUACGAGCGUAGACGUAAAACAUUAGAGGUUCGUCGUAAAUCAUGUCAAGAUUCAACUGAUGCACAAAAUACGCGUACUCCCGCCAUAUCGACAUCAUCUUCAGUCAACGCAAUUACACCCAGGAUCGGUUUUGAGAAAGCUAAUCAGCAAAGAAAAUCCGAUUCAACUGGUCGAAAAUUGGAAUUUGGUAUGAGUCAAUCGGCGCAGUCGUUGCGUCGCACUUCGGAAAGCGACACAUCAACUCGACGUCGCAAAAUUGACGAUCGGCGUCGCUCAUCGCGCAACCUUGAUAAAAGCAUCAAAGUCAUACCGGCCACUUCGUCGUCCAGCUGCGAUGACUCCGAUGAUGAAAAGGAGAUGCGUAAUUUACUACAACAAAGCAGAAAUCGUUUGGAAGACACGGAAGCCUUAAAGAUACGUUGUCACCUACUGCGUCCAGAGGAUUAUACGGAGAUUAUUAGCACUUGCCGUGACAACAUACGGUGUCUGGAAGCCGUACUACGUGGUCCGCCUGGCACAGUGCUGUCUGCACAGUGUGCCGGCCAGACAAAAGAUUUACUAGCGGCUUGGGAGGAUCUGCUGAACUGGAGUGAAAAUGCUGCCUCUGCCCGUAAGAUGCAGGAAGAGAUGAUCAUACUUAAGCACGCGCUUGGCAAAUUGGGUGAUAGUGGCACAUUUGAGCUACUGGAUACAGAGCCACAAAUACAAGUCGCCAUAGAGGCUUUAAAGAAUGAGAAAACGGAACUGCAAAAUUACCGCACAAAUAUGCUACGGCUUAACGCCAGUGUGCACAGUUGGUUAACACGCCAAGAGCGACGCUUGCAGAAUGCCAUAGCAGCGGAGCAAUUGAAAGAUGCUGGAAAAGUCGAUGUUGAAGCGCUUGGUAGCCCCGCCAUGCCCAGUGUCACUGAAGGAGAGGUUGCAAAGUGUUCAACACUUGUAACCAUAACCCAAGGGGAAACCGAUACAGUGACUACAAAUAUAAAUGAGGCUACAAAGAAGCUGUCUUCUACGAUUGGGACUAGCACUGUUGGUAGCAAUACAAAAGUUUUGGACAUACAAACGUUAAUAAACUCGGAGAACGAAUUCCAUAAGCAUUUGAAGAACGAAGUGAGUGGAAUGUACAGUGCAUGGGAUGAUGCUGACGCAAGAAUAAACACACAAUUGGAGACACUUACAAACUCCUUGCUGGCUUGGCGCCAGUUGGAAAGUGGUCUGUACGAAUUUCAGCAAGCGCUCGGUCAUGAUCGUGGCACGCUGAAAGGGCUGGAGGGCGCUCUAGAUAAAGGUCAAACAACGCCAGUGGAACUCGCACAGAAUGUGAAAGUCGUUGCUAAAUUACUUUCGGAGCGUGUAAAUGUCAGCGAAGAACAGCUCACUGCAGUGCGGGAACAUCUGGACCCGAACCACAUCUUACAUAUUGCAAAAUUCACUGCUUCAAAUGGUUCACUUUCGGAUUCCGGCAUUUCGGACGGUGGCGCAACUUCGGAUGGCGGCUUGUCUGAGCGUGAGCGCCGACUCGGCGUAUUACGACGCUUAGUGAAGCAACUUGAACAGGCUCUAGCACCUGGUAGUGAAGCAAUGAAAUCCAUUGCAGUGCGCAUGGAAUCAGCUGAAGCGGAACUCAAGAAUUUGCAAAAUACUUGUCGCGACUUGAUUGUGCGCACAGCUGCCUCGCACCAAAAUAAGAAAAUGCAACAGCAAUUGCAGAAAACCGAAGCACAACAACUACUCGUACCUGUAACUGAAAUUGGCGUCAAAGGCACUGAGAGCUCUAAAUCUAAUGGCAAUGCCUUUAGCAAAAGAGGAAGUCCAACUCAUGGCCAGAAUAGCGCUAUUCCAAGUAAAGCAGCAUCAACAAGAAAUGGCCGACAGAAAAAGCAGAACAAAAGACCUUCAGGGUCAGGUAACAAUUUGGAUAACAACAAUGACAGCAACACCAACAACGCUUCGGAUGCCACCGAAGUUCGUAGAUAUUUGUCUGCUGCUGCCCCGGACUCUGGUGACCCCGCUGAUGAUCCGGAUUUGGAAUUUGAUUUGGACACUGCAGACAAAAAGAAUGAUAAACUACCGCAUAAUAGUUGGGCUUGGCGCAUUGCAAAAGCAGCCGUGCCCAUGCAACUGGCGCUAAUAACCUUCCUAUGCGCCGCUUGUCUAAUGCAGCCCAACUGCUGUGACAACCUCAACAACUUAUCAAUGAGUUUUACGCCUCAAUUGCGCUACAUACGUGGUCCACCACCGAUUUGAGAUACUUGCUAUCGGUUGCUCCUUAGGCUAGGGUAGAAACUAACGUGGCGAGUCAUAAUAUGACCCUCCUGCUGCUCAAGUUGACAGCUUACCGUUUAAGAAGGUAUCCGAUGCACUCGAAAUUGGUUCAUAUUGUUGGGGAAAUUACAAACCCAAUCAAAUUUCCAAUUGCAAUAGAAUUUUUUUUAUUGUUUAGAUAAAAUCGAUACCUAAUAAGAUGCAAAGUGGAAUAAUUGGGAUGGAGUGGGGAUGGUAGAACACUUAAUUUAGAGGUGAAGGCAAUUAAAUUAUUUAGAUUUUAAAGGUAAUUGAAAGGAGAAUGUGAAACUGCAAAAAGCGUUUUGACAAACCAUUACCAGAAAUGGAUUAGUGUAUUGGUGUCACAAAUUCCGUCGUUAUUCUGAAUGUUGACAUCAUUCGAAUGAUUAUAUUGUAUGGAAUUUGUCAAUUUAAACGCAUCACAAUGUUGUGAGCACAAAACACUGCGGCAUAUUCCAAAGGAGUAAAGUUGUUCUAAAUUGCGCUAAGAUUACGAAAGGUUAUGAAUCACAAUUUAGCCGAUAGCUAAAUGUCUAUUGAGUUAGUAGAGCAAUAAUUAUUAUGAAAUUUGCAGAAAUUGUUGGGUGGAUAAUAUACAGCUACUUUUUUGUUUCGAAAACACUAAAGUGCCUGAUUACAUAUGGGGCCUCGCAUGGCUCAGUAACUUAUAUAUUUAAAAAUGUUCCUUAUGAAAUUACUUAUCAAACUAAAAGAGAUGGCAGGUAAAUUAAUUUCAGACUAUAUUAAAUGAAAACCAACACAUAUACACAAAUAUGAUGAAUUACAAAUUGAUGACUGACAUUUUACUUUGGAUGCCCAAUACCCUCAAAUUUGAGCUAUUUUGCAGUAAACGCUUGAAUUCCUUUCCUAUUAUAUUAAUAGGUGCAACAGCUGAAGCUCGCUUUCGGUGCACUUCAUACUUUAUUAAACAACUAAUUAGGUGUGAAUAUUGACAACUCUUAUUUAAAAAUGAGUUAAGCUAAUAAUUAUCCUACCUUAGUUGGUAUAUUUGAUUCUACAAGAAACAUUUCAUUUAUCUAUUCUACUUAUUCUUAUAUUUAGCUUACACUAAUUGCCGAUAAUUAUUCGGCAAAACAAAACUAACAAUCAUUUAAAUAUUUCUAUUACUUGAGAAUUCUAAUAUACAUAAUUACAUAUAUACAUUUAUAAACAUAUUUCUAUGGGCAAUUACAAAAAAAUAUAUAUAUCUAUAUAUACAAUAAAAACGUAUAUUUUACACGGAAGACAAAAAG